AUGGAGAGGGAGAUAAAGGGCCUUAAAGUGGAGAUGGAGAAGCUGAGGAAUCUCCCUCGCUAUUCAUCCAAAGAGAAUGAAAGCGAGCGAACAUACGCAAACACGGCUUCCUCGGCUGUGUCGACGGAGGAGGAAGAAAAUAGUAGGUCGCUAGAGCUUGAUAGGAAUGACACCCAGUGUCUUGUGCGAAAAAAGUGCGAUCAGACGCGAUCUCAGCGAACAAAAAGAAAUCUCAGGGUACCUCGAAAAGGCACAGAGAGUCAGACGAGGGAACAAGAGUUGGCUACGCCGCACACGAAAAUCGCGCCGCUGAAAACGAAAAAUGAUCAAAAGAUCGUAGUAAACAGGCAGUCAUGCGUUAGUCCUGCUGAAUCAAACCUUCCUAAAUCGGUGGAAGGUUGUAGCCGGGAUGCACGCGAUGAAGACUCUGUAGGUAUGAUUAUACCACAAGGCCGUCUAGUGGAUCGCAGUAAAUGCAUCGUUAUAAAGGGCAUGCCUGAGUCUGUUUCCGACGCUCCAAAGGACAGAAUACAGCAUGACAUACAAAUAUUCCAGGAAUAUCUCAAAUCGAUCUUAAUAAGAGACGAAAAAGUCACAGUAUUAAAGGCUUUCAGGAUGGGCAAAAUUAAAGACUCAAAACAAGAUCCAGACCGACCGAGACCGUUAAAAACUGUCUUUGAGAAUGACGAACAAGCGCAGCUACUUUUGAGCAGGAAAGCUGCGCUUAAACACGCCCAUCCAUCAGUUUUUUUUCAGCUGGACUUUUCACCUGCGGAGCGAGAAAAAUGGAGGGGGCUCAAAUUGGAAGUGCUCAGGCGGUCGAGUCUGGGCGAGACAAAUCUCCGAAUAGUGGACGGAAAAAUUAUACGCGUCCAGACGCCAUUCCUCUGGAGAAAGCCCAUAACUCUAACAGCUUAGGAAUGAUGGAAAGCAGUUCAUCCCGAUCAGCUCCGACCGGCUUUUGCAUUCAAUCCCAAGAAAUGGAUAAACGUCAGUAUGCCGGAGUUGCUCGUGCCAAAUUGAGAUUUUUGUAUACCAAUGUUCAAAGUCUCGUUUCGAAAAUCGACGAACUCAAAGCGAUAGUACCGAAACGAAUCCCCGACGUCAUCGCCAUAACGGAAACUUGGCUUAAUGCCGAAAUAAUGGAUGUUGAGAUUUCGAUACCGGGUUACCAGCUGUUUCGUAGAGACCGUCAAAAUAGGCAGGGCGGAGGGGUAGUCGUAUAUGUAAGGGAAGGAAUUUCAGCAGUUGAAAGAGCCCACACCCUCUCCCUUGAAUAUGAAUCCGUCUGGAUAAAGAUAAAGAAGAGCAAUGCACAAAAUCUAGAAUUUCUGGCGAUUUAGAGACCACCAAAUCUUCUGAGUGCAGCUGAUGAGUCGCUCCUUGGUUUAGUCAAAGACGUAGCUAGCCACCAAGAGGUACUUAUUGCUGGGGAUUUCAACGCAUCUGCAAUAGAGUGGGAAACUAUGGCAGUUAACGGUGGACCAGCCUCUUUCAGCAAUAAGCUACUGGACCUCACACUCGAUCUCCCUCUGGCGCAACAUGUGAAGGUACCAACAAGAUUUCGAGAGAACCAGAGAGCAAAUUGUCUAGACCUAGUGUUCACUAAAGACUUCUCUAAUAUCGACGAAGUGUAUUCCAAUGCACCUCUCGGGAAAAGUGACCAUACUACGCUACUAUGGGAUUACUCGCUCUUCUCUAAACGCCAGAAGACAACAGAGGGCCAACCUAAUAUAUGGAAGGCAGAUUUUAAUAUGAUGAAGAACGAAUUGCUGUCCGUGAAUUGGGACCAAAUACUCAGGGGAGAUCCGGAGGACGACUGGAGAUCUUUUAAGACGAUUUCACUCGAUCUGAUUAGGCGCUGUUGUCCACCUAAAGUACAAAAAACAACUAGUCGACCUGCUUGGUUAACUAGGGACCUAAAUAGGCAGCUACGGAAGAAAAGCAAAAGAUGGAAAAUAUUCAGGGAAACUGCGUCCCCAGCGCAUUUCGAAGAAUUUCGUCGUCAACGAAAUGCCGUCAGAAAAUGUAUCCGUCAGGCACGGAAGGAGUAUGAAUCCAAAAUUAUACGACAGGCUGAACAGAAACCUAAGAUUUUAUUUCACUAUCUGAACAGUAGACUGAAAAAUAAGGACCCGGUCGCGGUGCUGAAGUAUGGUAAUGGUGUGGAGAUCACUGUGAACAGCGAGAAAGCCGAACACUUAGGACAGUAUUUUGCCUCGGUUUUUACUUGAGAAACAGAGUUUCGCAGUCGCAGUGCUAACAAUGCUGUUGAGACUGCUGAUCGCGUGCUUGACUCCAUACUGUUCCCGACAGCUGUCGUGGAAAGGGAGCUGAAAAAUCUCAAGGAAACAAAGUCCUCGGGUCCGGACAAUAUACCGGCCAAAUUCUUGAAGGAACUGGCGAAUGAACUUUCCAAACCACUGGCGCACAUCUUCCGCUCGUCAUUCGAAUUAGGGAGGUUGCCAUCGGAAUGGAAGACAGCAAAUAUCUUUCCGAUAUACAAGAGCGGGGCUCGCACUAAUGCUAACAAUUACCGGCCUGUUAGUCUAACCUGCAUCUGCUGUAAAAUAAUGGAGGCCAUUGUUAAGAAAGCAACUAUGGAGUUCCUGGAGCAGGGCCAUUUAAUCUCAGACCUGCAGCACGGCUUUAGACAGAACCGCUCGUGUCUUUCCAGUUUAUUGCUCUCGACGGAGCAGUGGACUCGCGCACUGGACGAGGAUGGGAGGGUUGAUGUCAUAUACACAGACUUUAAGAAGGCGUUCUACAGCGUCCCACACAAACGCCUUAUCUACAAACUUUCUGAAACUGGGAUAAGAGGAACGCUGCUGACAUGGAUAACAGAUUUUCUUACCGGGAGAUCGCAAACCGUGUGCAUUGAGGCCUCAAGGUCAACUCCUACUCCCGUUCUAAGUGGUGUAACCCAGGGCUCCGUCUUACAGCCGUUGCUAUUCCUGGUUUACAUUAACGACUGCGUCGACGACCUGGGAUGCAGCGCCAUCAUGUUUGCUGACGAUGUUAAGCUGUGGAGACCCAUCAGAUCUGAUGCAGACAGGUACGCGCUUCAAGACAGUCUCAACCGUCUGAACAGUUGGUCAGCUCGCUGGCUCCUCAAUUUUAAUGUGGACAAAUGUGUGGUCCUGAGACUCCGCACCAGACGGACCAGUAAGGAGGACGAUUCCUUUCAGUACGUCCUUGUUGGUCAGCCCCUUUCAAAUGUUGUGGAACAGAAAGACCUGGGCGUCCUACUGACCUCCUCGCUGAAACCAUCUUCACAGUGUCGAAGGGCAGCCAAAAGUGCGAUAAGGGUGUUAUUUGCGCUGAGGCGAGGAUUUGUGCAGAUCGAUAAACAGCUGUUCGGAAAAACCUAUGGGGCAUUCGUCCGGUCUCACUUAGAGCAUGCAGUCCAGGCCUGGCGACCGUGGUUGAAGAAAGAUUAUCAACGACUGGAAAGAGUACAGGCGAUGGCUACGAAGAUGGUCAAGAAUCUUCAUCAUUUGCCUUACGAAACCAGGCUGACCGAACUAAAUCUGUUUCCUCUAAAUUACAGGCAACUGCGUGGCGAUCUCAUUCAAACCUACUGGAUUGUCAGAAACCGUGAGUGUGCCCUAGACUUUGAUGAUUUUUUUGAAUUGGCCCGGACUGACUGUCUGCGUGGUCAUCCCUUCAAACUGCAAAGGAAGCGGGCUCAUUCGGACGGCCGACGGAACGCAGUCUCUCACAGGGUCAUCGGGGCAUGGAAUGGACUCCCUGAUGCCGUCGUUCUUUCCGAAAGUGUCAAAUCCUUUAAGUGCAGACUAGACGCUCAUUUGUUGAGAACCUACUGUACAUACAAUAAUGAUUGUUUUAGCGGCGGCAGUUUGCGCCUAGCUCACACUUACCGCUAACUUCUUAACUUUUCGCAUUUGCUGAUGUAAUUGAUGACUUUCUUUCUGUUUAUCGAUAUGAAUAGGGAGCUCAAGGGCGAAAGCCUCAUUCCCUUAAUAAACUGACUAAACUGACUUAGACUUAAAAAAUUCCUACAGACCGACAGAAUUGUCUUAAACACUUAUCGGCACGUUUUGUCCCAGUUCCGAAGAAUCCCUUUUCCCGUUUCUGAUAUUGGCUGAAAAUAUCUGAAAUGAGGCAAUUUAUGUUAAUGACUUUUCUUAUGCUCAACUUAGAAAAGUAAGCCUUUGGCCCCAAUUCACUCUCUUCGCUCGCCUAGAGCGUACUUUUAGCUGCUGAAGAGGCAAAGCAAAGACAUGUCAAAAGCCUCUCAAUUAUAUUUAUUUCUUCAUGAGUAAUUGUUGUUUCGAAUCGAGUGAAUGUAAAUAACUUCAACCUCAGUAGCGACAGGUUUUCUCCAAAACACUCAAUGCUUGUCCUUCUAUAUGGUUGUUAUAUCGUCUGAAGGAGGCUUCGUGGAGAUUUAUAGAAAAAAUAGGUUCAGAUGAUUUAUAAAAGUUUUGUGAUAGUGGGUUUAAUCAGCCUUUCAAAAAACUGGAGCUGACUUCACUUUAUAGAGGACUUUCAACCAUGAGUUGAAAAGUAGAAGACUAGUCCCGCACCGGAAAAAUUUGUUUAUUUUUCGGAACCUUCGAACUCGAGCAGAAGUCUAUCGUCUGGGAUAACAGCAGCAACAGAACGCGCAACCGUUAUAGGGAGAUUAACUAAUCAGCGAUCAGUGACGCAAAUCUGGAGGCGGCUGAAUAGGACACCAUAUGAGACGUCAGAUCGAGAGGUCGAUCCACUCAGUCCUCAUCCGAAACCCGGCCUUUUAUCAAUUCUUGGCGUGUUUUGCCUUCAGUAUGAGGCUGAGAGGUUAGACUCGUGGUCAUUUUCGGAGACGUGGGCAGAUACUUGCGAUAAUUCGUCAACCGGUCUUACAACCAGUUGACGUUCGUGAAUGCACGAGAAAAAUUCCCAAGAAUUUACCUUCUGCAAUGAAUAUCUGCCCACGCAUGCUUCGAGCGCAUUUACAUUUGUGCCUUAAGUUAAACACUUAGACCUACAAAUGUGGCCCUGCACGACAUAAGUAGUCGGCCCAUCACCAAAGCAUUUAUAUUUAACUUUUUCGGUAAAGUGAAUUGUCAUAGUCGAAAAAUACAGCAUUUGGUUAGUAGACGGAUCCCAACAGAUUUAUACAAUGAAGAUUUUAGGUUGUCGGCCAUCAGGACACUCGUGUGCACUGACUUAACUGUUAAAUCAGUUAAAAAUACUUUAAUAAAUUCAUUUGAAAAGUCAGGUUGGCGAACACGCGUUUUCGGUAAUCCUUCGUCAGGCCAAUACAAUUACAUGAAGGAAUGAAAAUGUACAAAAUCAACAGUGUUUAUAGAUGUCUCAAAGGCUAUUAAGUCACUAACACUCAUCAUCCCCACGCCGCCCGCAUGAGAAGGUGGGCGGGUGUUAGUCGUCAGAGCUAGGGGAGGGGGGUAAGAGAGUCUUUGAGUGAUGUUCUUGGAUUGAGUACACGGAGUAUCCAUCAUCGUGAUUAGGGAUUUGAGGCAGCAUGGCUUCAUCACUUGGGGUUGGCGUUGGCCACGGCAAAGAAAGCGCUUGUGACAGAGUUUUCGGACAGCAUAACACCGGAUUCGCUAGCCGUAUAGCUACUGCCUCGGCCGUUGCUAGUAUCCGUUGGCGUAGGCCUUUAGAGAAGCAUGUUGUUGUCCGGUAGACAACCUGAAAUGCUUUCUUGGCACCGACUCGGUGGUUCGUAUCGAUUAAAUGUGCGAGAAUAGAACUCGAAAUCGACCGGAUCUCACCUCUGUCUAGCCAGGCGGGCAUAUGUUCACGCACCCUCUUUACCAGGCGUCUCGUUGCGCGGCCGGUGUAUCCUGCUCCACAGAAGCAAGUAAAUGAAUAAAUGUACAUUUAUGUGGCCUCCAACGGUAGUCUGUCUUUACCUCCCAAACGUAGGAGGGGAGAGUUCGUGAAGCAUACGCGUAAAUUCGCCGCAGGGAAUGCCCUCGUGAUAGCUGUAGUUAGGCGCCGUCGGACUAGUUCGCUCUCUGCGUCUCCUGCAGAAGGCAAUCUUAUGAAUACACCUUUCUUUUCCGCAGUCGAAUCAGUCGGCUUUUCGGCGCGUUCCCCAAUAUUUCGGAGGAUAAAUCUAUCUGGGUAUCCGUUCUCCCGAAGUGUGUUCCGCAACUGUUGAAGUUCUUCUUCAAUAGCUUCAGGUGAGCAGAUGCGUCUCACUCUAGCCGCCAAUCCCUGGACUAAAUUCCGUUUGAUGUUGAGGGGGACAAAACUGUGGAAAUUAACGUAUUGUCCCGUCCAGGUUUUCUUUCGGAACACCCCGCGCUGGAUAGACCCAUCCUCUUGCCUGUGCAGAAGGACAUCGAGAAAGGCAAGUUCGUUAUCUGCCUCGGUCUCUGCAGUGAACUUAAGCGAGGCGUGCGCACUGUUGAACUUUUGGACAAGCUCCCCGGUAUCGGUGGUACCAUCCGCCAGGCAGAAGAUAUCGUCCACGUACCGACCGUAGAAGACGAGGUCAUUAAUGGUCUCUUGCAAGCUUGUUUUCUCGACUUUGUCCAUAAAAACAUUUGCAAGGAACGGUCCAAGCGGUGA
Messenger RNA from Spirometra erinaceieuropaei, 6549 nucleotides. Lineage: Eukaryota; Metazoa; Platyhelminthes; Cestoda; Diphyllobothriidea; Diphyllobothriidae. The record is from the annotation of a GenBank genome assembly.